Molecule: messenger RNA, 1726 nt
Organism: Tilletiopsis washingtonensis
Lineage: Eukaryota; Fungi; Basidiomycota; Exobasidiomycetes; Entylomatales
Exons: 3
Coding region: 123-1691 (522 amino acids)
Biological process (GO): mRNA splicing, via spliceosome
Cellular component (GO): nucleus
Source: RefSeq, a predicted model, not a curated record
GCGCUGCGCCAGCAGGGAGAGAUGCGCCGCCUCGCACCGCCGCGCCUUGCAGUUGCCUUCCACCUCCACACCUCUCGCACCCCUCCUCGACGCGCGCUGCUUCAUCAAUUCACACAGCGGCCAUGGACCAGCAGGCAUUCCGUGCGCUCCUCUCCACGCCCCGCGCCGGCGCCUCGGGCAGCGGCGCAGCGCCCAGCGGCAGCGGCGCCGGCGCGGCGAGCAGACACUUCGGCGCCGCCAAGCGCCGCCGCGAGCCGGCCGCAUCCACCUCGCAGAUCACCGCGCGCGACCUGGCGCCACGCUCCGUCGCCUCGUCGUCGGCGGCGCCCAAGCGCUCCGCGGCGCCGGCGACGAACAGCGCCACGGGCGAAAAGUACGUCGACCGCGCCACGGCGCGCCGCGAGGGGCGCGACGAGGAGAAUGAGUUCGCCCAGGUCGAGCGCCUCAAGGCCGAGUUCGAGCAGCGCAUGCAGAACGUCGGCGAGGAGGAGCGCGCGGCGCUGGAGCAGCAAAUGGCCUUUCUCGGCGGCGAUGCAAAGCACUCGAUCCUGGUGCGCGGCCUGGAUUACUCUCUGCUGGCACAAGAGCGCGCACGUGCCGAAGGCGGCGACGGCGGCGCUGCCGACGAUGACUUGGAGUCCGCGUACGCCGCUCGUGGCAAGGCCGAGGCCGAGGCCGCUUCUUCUGCCCCUGUGUCGGGAGAGAAGGAGGGUGUCCUGGCAGAGCUCGCGAAGCGCAAGCUGGAGGACUCGUCCGCGAGCAAGUUCCGCCCCAUCGGCGCGAAGAAGGAAGAGGAGGAGAAGCCAGAGUACAUCUGGAAGGACGGCAAGCGCAUGCGCAAGAAGCGCAAGGUUGCGCCGCCGCCGCAGCAAGUGAGCGAGGACGAGCUUGCUGCAGCCGCUGCGAAGGAGAAGGAUGCGAGGCAACAGGCGGCGAGGAAAGAAGACAGCAGAGCCAUGCCGCCACCGCCGCCGCGCAUGUCCGCGGCAUCGCGCGACAAGAAAGGCACAGCACGCAGCGAGCAGACGAGCUCGGCGCAGAAGAGUGACAGUGUCCAGCCGAAGCCUGCUGCAACGGCAGCGGCUCUACCGCCGCCAGCGUCGAAGAAAGCCGAGAGGCCCGAGGAAACGUCUCCUCAAGCCGCUCCGGAGCCGGCGCCUGCACCUCCGCAGCCUGCAGCAGCCGACUCGGACUCGGACGAUGACUUGGAUAUCUUCGCGGGCGCCAGCGAGUGGACCGGCGUGCCCGAUGGCGACUCAGAUGACGAUGGCGGCGACGCCGCGCCGGCCGCAGGAUCCUCGGCUGCACCACCACUUGCUGCCUCGGAGGACGCCGCAUCGGCACCCAAGAAGAGAGAUUGGUUCGCCGGCGUCGGCAGCGCCUCUUCCUCCGAGCCGACACCGGAGGAGCGCAGCGCCACCGAGGCAGGCGAGGCAGGCGAGGCACGCGCACUGAUGGAGCGCGUGCGCGCCGCUGCGCCGGCGGAGGAGGCCGAGGAGCCAGAAGCACGGCCGGGCCGACUGCAGGGUCUCUCGUCCUCGGCCCUGCCCGCCGAGGUAUCGCGCGAGCUGCUGGCGCGCGAGACCGAGGCGGCGCGCAAGCUCGAGGAGAAGAAGGCCGCGGGCUGGAAGAAGGGCAAGAAGAAGGGCAAGGAGGAGAAGAAGGGCGGCGCGGCGGACGACGACGAGUGACGGGUGCGGAGAGCGGUGCAAAUCUAUGAUCCCUG